This is a messenger RNA of Pangasianodon hypophthalmus (striped catfish), 1248 nucleotides long. RefSeq names its product vitelline membrane outer layer protein 1 homolog. Bases 11 to 679 code for a protein of 222 amino acids. Lineage: Eukaryota; Metazoa; Chordata; Actinopteri; Siluriformes; Pangasiidae. The transcript has 3 exons. The record is from RefSeq and is a predicted model, not a curated record.
AUGUACUGAGAUGGGACGUGCUCUUGAAACCAUAACCAUGGCUCUCAUUUAUGUUUCCAUUCUCUGCUUGCUGACUCUGGUGUCAUCUGUUGAGGUUAAUGUUCAGGAUCAGUCUCGCAUCAUUCAUGCUGGGACGACUUUCACAUCGCGAAAUUACACCUCAAUCCUUUCGGUGCCCAAUGGAGAGAAAUUCGGGAACUGGAUGUGGUCAGAGCUGUGUCCUGAGAACUUCUACGCCACGGGAUUCAGUCUGAGGGUUGAGCCUAAACAGUACGGCGGUGAUGACACAGCUCUGAACGGAAUCCGUCUCUUCUGCGUCCAAAGUGGUGACCGUCGCUUCCUCUACAGUGUGGAGUCCCAUACUGGACAUUUUGGUGAGUGGACAGAGCCUCGGUGGUGCCCUUCUGGUACAUUGAGCUCAUUCCAGCUGCGAGUGGAGCCUCACCAGGGUAUCUUCGGAGAUGACACGUCCGUCAACAACAUCCGCUUCCGCUGCAGCAGCAACCCAACGCUGGAGGGCCAGGGCUUGACUUGGGGAGAGUACGGAGACUGGAGUAAUGAUUGCCGCAGUGGGGGAAUCUGUGGCAUCCAGACUAAGAUGGAGCUGUACCAGGGCGCUCUAGACGACUCGUCACUCAAUGAUGUGCGCUUCCACUGCUGCACCCAGAGCCAGCAGUAAGAUCAGAUCUGGCGGAUUUCUGUUGAGUAAAAUUGAAAAAUCCUGUUUUUCAUUUUUAAAAAUUACAUGUGCAGGUCAAUUCAAUCUGAGAGUACUGAAGGGUGAUUGAAUGAUAUGAUAUCACUGUUCUGAUAAAUGUCAGGAUACGCUUUUCUAAGAGUUGCCACGGAUACAUCUACAACAAUUCGACUAUCUCCAAUACUAAGUAUUAAUUAGCAGGAAUUAGCUGAUUGGAUGUAAACAUAAAUAAAUGUCAUUCAUGUGGAACUGCCGUUGUAUUAUGAAUUAAUUGUGAAAUAUGAAAACAUGAAAUAUAUCAGGAUAUGAUGUCAUCAUAUUGCCCACCCCCUGAAUGUGUAAGUGCUAAAAAAUAUUAUUAAAAGUCACAUAUUAAUUUUUUAAAUGUUAUUUACAUUGCUACAUUACUAGAAAUUAUAUAUUGGACAUUUACAAUUCACCUUUACAAUUGUAUUGCUGUAAUAUGACACAAUGGCACAUCGAUUUUUAAGUACUAAACAGAACAAGAGGGUGAUACAGAUUCCUAAAUUAAAUGAGUUUUAAUUAAAAAA